AUGGUGGACACUGCUGAUAGCAACAAUGCCCCACAUAUGGUGUUCAAUAUGCUCGAAGACAAAUAUAUCGGCCUCGCCUUGGCCAUCGUAUCCACGCUCGCCAUCGGAACCAGCUUUGUUAUCACCAAGAAGGGACUUAACGACGCCGCAGAUAAGCACGGCUUUGAAGGAGAAGGAUUUGCGUAUAUGAAAACGCCGCUGUGGUGGGCAGGGAUAGGCUCCUUGGUGGUGGGCGAGAUCGCCAAUUUCGCCGCAUACGCCUUUGCGCCCGCCAUUCUCGUCACACCGCUGGGCGCGCUCAGUGUGCUCAUUGGAGCCGUGCUCGGUGCCUAUUUCCUGGGCGAGGAGUUGGGAGUUUUGGGAAAGCUGGGAUGUGCGAUCUGUCUGCUCGGGAGCGUCAUCAUCGUCCUUCAUGCGCCGCCAGACAAGGAGAUAGAGACGGUAGAUCAGAUUCUGGCGUACGCGAUCAAACCAGCGUUUAUCAUUUAUUGUCUGGCCGCGAUUGUCUUCUCGACCGUUAUGAUCUACAAGGUUGCGCCGGUGUACGGCAAGAAGAACCCCCUGAUUUACAUCUCGAUUUGCUCGACUGUCGGAUCGGUGUCGGUCAUGUCGGUCAAGGCCUUUGGAAUUGCAGUCAAGCUGACUUUUGCGGGCAACAACCAAUUUACACACCCUUCGACCUACGUAUUUAUGGUGGUGACCAUCGUCUGCAUUCUCACGCAGAUGAAUUACUUCAACAAGGCACUCAGCCAGUUUUCGACCUCGAUCGUCAACCCCUUGUAUUAUGUCACAUUUACCACUGCCACGUUGUGCGCGUCGUUUAUUCUAUUCCAGGGGUUCAACACGACCGAUGCUGUCAACACCAUUUCUCUCCUCUGCGGGUUCUUGGUCAUCUUCUCAGGGGUGUACCUACUCAAUCUAUCGCGAGGGGACCCUGAUGGCCAUCGAAUGCUCAACGGGAAAAUUGCAGAUGAAGAUGGGAUCCCGACCGACCCCUUGGCAGGCCUGCAAACGCGGAGAAGCAUGCAGGCGAGAAGGAGUCUGGAUCCGCACCGACGGAGCAGCAGCCUCACAUUCAGCCCGGGAGGCCUAUUCUCGGGCGGAAGUCGACACGUGAGCGCCGAGAGUGCAGGGCUGAUGCAACACUACGAUGUCGAGCACGGUGCUUUUGGACUGUCGGAUCUGGUGGAAGAUCCAGAGGAGAUCCGGGCGACCUCGAGUGUGACCAUCUUUGACGAGCCCGAGCAUAUCCCCGAGUCCAGUAUCAAGGUCCUCGCGGAUGACCAGGGUCACGGUGCCGGGACCUCCCCCACGCUCGUCGCCUCGUCCAGCCCCAGACUUCACCGCGCCAGUAUUUCAGGAAAGAAGAUGACCGGACGACCCGCCCUGCCUGGUUCCAAUUCUUAUUCUUCUCAUCUCUCUGCUCCCGGUGCUUCCCUCCACAGGCCCAUGUCGCAUCUCCGUCUCGACGCUAAUAACCCUCGUGACUCAGGGUCUGAGGGCCCGGGCACCAUCACUACCGGACCGGCAGCAGAGGGUAAAACGCCCGACGUACGUGCCAUCCUGGCCCAGGUGGCCGACUGGCUUCAAGAUGAGAAGGCAAAGCGGCAGAAGCGAAGGCACCAUCGCCAUCACCAUCAUCAUAACAAGCGUCCGAAGACACCCGACGAGCAGAGCGACGACUCCAAAACCCAUGAUGCUGUGCUCGACGGCGACCAAGAUAUGUCGCUGGAGAGGCUGGAGAGCAUUCUCCAAAACUUCUCGUCCGGCCAUCCUUCGAAGCUCCUGCGCAAGUCGUCGAGCUCUCUCCUGAGAAGGGGAUCCGUGGGCAAGAAAUACAAGCAGCCUCGCUCCGUUCCGGCUUCAUCAGACACGGAAUUCUAUGGCGACGACAUAUUAGUCCCGAAUGUUGAGGCGAAGCUGGACAACACCAAGACGAUGGCUUUCACUGGCGGUUCAGCAGACGCGGACACGAGCGACAGUGCGAGGAAGCAGGACUACGAGCACUGGGUGACCUUCAAGAAGGACAUUGUCCGCUUGACGCAUACGCUUAAGCUCAAGGGCUGGCGGCGCAUACCCAUCGACCGAGCUGCCGAUAUUGAUGUUGCGCGUCUGAGCGGUGCCCUGACCAACGCCGUCUAUGUCGUCCACCCCCCCAAAGACAUGUCCGAAUACGAUGCCCACAAUCCUUCUGAUCCUACUACUGCGCCUGUCCCGGUCUCCCGGCGACGCCCUAUGUCCCUCCUUCUUCGUAUCUACGGCCCGCAGGUCGAACACCUGAUCGACCGCGAGGCUGAACUGGGCAUUCUCCGCCGCCUCGCUCGGAAAAAUAUUGGACCUCGCCUUCUGGGCUCCUUCGAAAAUGGCCGUUUCGAGGAAUUUCUCCACGCCAUAACCCUCACGGCAGAGGAUCUGCGGACCCCAGAGACUUCCAAGCAAAUCGCGAAGCGCAUGCGCGAGCUUCAUGAAGGUAUCGAUCUGCUCGAAUCUGAGCUCGCUGCCGGCCCGGCGGUUUUCGUGAAUUGGGAUAAGUGGGUCGACCGGUGCGAGAAAGUCAUCACUUGGCUCGACGAACAGGUUCAUCAGGCGGUGAAGGAGCUCGCAGACGGAACAGCAAGGCGGAAGUCGAGAAUCAAUGCACGCUACGUCCGGCGCGGGUUGAUCUGCGGUGUCGAAUGGCCCGUCUUCCGCAAGGCAUACGACACAUAUCGGCAACGACUGCUUGAAAAAUAUGGUGGCGUCGAGGGAAUCCGCAAGCUGCUCGUCUUCGCCCACAACGACACUCAAUACGGAAACCUCAUGCGGCUACAACCUUCUGGCACCUCACCUCUUCUGAGACCGUCCAACCAACACAAACAACUCGUCGUCAUCGACUUCGAAUAUGCAGCACAAAACCCUGUAGGGUUGGAAUUCGCAAACCAUUUUACCGAAUGGUGCUACAACUAUCACAAUCCUCCUGACAAGAACUAUCAGUGUGACACGAGACGGUAUCCGGAUGAGCAGGAGCAACACAGAUUCGUGAGGAGCUAUGUCAUGCAUCGACCCCAGUUCAACCCUGCGGCGAGUGCGACACCCAAGAUGGAGGGUCGGGAGAAGACCAAUAUCAGCGACUUCAUGCUUGACGCUCGGACCCCCGGAGGUGGGACCCCCAAUGCAUGGGGAGGGAGCAGCGGGUUCGAGGGGCCAUCUGAAUCCGACUAUGACAAAGAGGAGGACGAGAGGGAAAAGGCUCAGGAAGCCGAAAUCGAUAGGUUGUUGCAGCAAACGAGGCUGUGGCGGGUCGCCAAUUCGGCCCAGUGGGUGGCCUGGGGCAUUGUGCAGGCCAAGGUGCCGGAGCUGGACGCGUUGGAGGAAAGGGAAAAGGAAGAGAAGAGCCUGAGCAAACGUAUCAAAGAGAGGAGGAAAGGCAUGACAGAGAUGGUAUCUGCGGGAGAGCAGAAGAUUGUCGAAAAGAUGAAAAAUUUGGUGGGUAAGGAUGGCGCUGGGGGACGCCAUCAAGUCGAACAUGCCAAUCCAAUGUCCGACCCUCUCACUGAAGAAGAGAAACGACUACAGGUGGAGAGUCACUGGGACCGACCAGAGGGAAGAGCACAAGAGGAGGCACGCCAUGAGGGCAAUGGAGAUGUUGUCGUGAAGCAACCGGCGGACGCCCCUGACCAUCUUUCCACUAGCCAUACCACCAUCGACGAGAACACCGAAGGGAACGCCGAUCUUAACAAGCGGUUACGAUCAACGGCUCAACCUCAAACCGAACCGCUCCAAAACGGUCACGCAGAAACGACCCCGGAAGACGGAUUGUCUCGCCCGGAUGAUAGCCGCUCAAGCUCCCCCUCCGCCGUCGAUGAUGAAGCCGAGGAGGAAUUCGACUACCUCGCCUACGCCCAGGAGCGCGCCAUGUUUUUCUGGGGCGACUGCCUCAGGCUCGGCUUCGUCGCGGAGGCCGAUUUGCCCCAAGAUCUCGUCCGAAGGGCCAAGGUUGUGCCGUAUUGA
Fonsecaea erecta is the source of this 3990-nucleotide messenger RNA. RefSeq lists its product as hypothetical. The coding region runs from base 1 to 3990 and encodes 1329 amino acids. The transcript is spliced from 4 exons. Lineage: Eukaryota; Fungi; Ascomycota; Eurotiomycetes; Chaetothyriales; Herpotrichiellaceae. Gene Ontology annotation, cellular component: membrane. Gene Ontology annotation, biological process: magnesium ion transport. Gene Ontology annotation, molecular function: magnesium ion transmembrane transporter activity; phosphotransferase activity, alcohol group as acceptor. The record is from RefSeq and is a predicted model, not a curated record.